UAUUUUUUUUUGAAAAAUGACUCUAUAUUAUAAGACAUUAAAAUACGAAAGAACCCGAUAAAAAUGAAAACCAAAACUCAGAACGUCUCCGCUGCCCUGCUCUUCUUCUUCUUCCUCAGCUGCCACCACCUCCUCCACCAUGCUGAAGCUCAAGGUCCGACCACAGAAGGCUACACCUGCUCAGCCAACCAAACCACCUACUACCCCUGCCAGACCUACGCCUUCUACAGUGCCCUUUUCCCCGACUUCCUCGACCUCGCUGCCGUUGGCGACCUUUUCCAAGUCAGCCGCCUCAUGAUCUCCAAACCCAGCAAUAUCUCCUCCCCAACCGCCCCCCUGGUCCCCGGCCAGCCCCUCCUCGUCCCCCUCUCCUGCUCCUGCAAUUCCCCCAACUCCUCCAUCUCCAUUUCCUACGCCAAUAUCUCCUACACCAUCAAAGCCGGCGACACUUUCUACCAGGUCUCCACCCACAACUUCCAAGACCUCACCACCUACCAGUCCGUCGAACUCGUAAACCCCAAUCUGGUCGCCACCAACUUAACCAUCGGAGUCACCGCCUAUUUACCUAUCUUCUGCAAGUGCCCCAACAGAACCCAGGUCGGAAACCAAGUCAACUACCUCAUCUCGUACGUUUUCCAGCCCUCUGACAUCAUCUCAACCGUUGCUUCAUUGUUUGGGGUGCAAGCAAAUUCCAUAACUGAUUUAAACGGCGACAACAUCCAGCCUUCUGACACGAUUUUCGUGCCAGUGACUCGCCUUCCGGUACUCUCCCAACCCACUGUUGCUCCUUCUGCUCCACCCUCUGGGAAGACAGAGAGGAAAGGAGUGAUCACAGGGCUCGCAAUUGGGCUGGGAAUUACCGGGCUUUUGCUGGUUUUCGUCAUCGGGUUUUCGAUUUACAGAGACGGAUUGCUGAUGAAGAAGAUUGGCGGCGAAGGAGAUGAGGAGGAGAAUAAGGUUCUGUACAGGAGCAAGCAGGGGUCAAAGAGGUCGAAGGAAAUGGAGGUGAACUUGAUGGCGGAUGUUUCGGAUUGCUUGGACAAGUAUAGAGUGUUUGGGAUUGAAGAGUUGAGAGAGGCCACAGAUGGGUUCAGCGAUAGUAGCUUGAUUGAAGGGUCUGUGUAUAAAGGUUCCAUUAAUGGAGAUUACUAUGCCAUUAAGAAGAUGAAGUGGAACGCCUAUGAGGAGCUCAAGAUCUUACAAAAGGUAAACCAUGGCAAUUUGGUGAAGCUAGAGGGCUUCUGCAUAGACCAGGAGGAUGAUUCUUGCUAUCUAAUUUACGAGUAUGUCGAAAAUGGUUCUCUUUAUUCAUGGUUGCAUCAUAACCAGAAGGAAAAAUUGAGUUGGAAGACAAGGCUGCGAGUUGCUAUCGACGUUGCAAACGGUCUCCUAUACAUUCAUGAGCACACUAGGCCGAGGGUUGUGCACAAAGACAUCAAGAGCAGCAAUAUUCUAUUAGAUUCGAACAUGAGAGCGAAAAUAGCAAAUUUUGGGCUAGCAAAGACCGGUUGCAAUGCCAUAACGAUGCACAUUGUUGGAACUCAAGGUUACAUUGCACCCGAGUAUCUAGCUGACGGGGUGGUGUCGACGAAAAUGGAUGUUUUGUCUUUUGGGGUGGUUUUAUUAGAGCUUGUUUCGGGGAAGGAGGCAGUUGAUGAAGAUGGAAAUGUUUUGUGGGCAAGUGCUGGUAGUAUUUUGGAGGGAAAUGAGGAAGAGAAGGCAAGGAAACUCAGGGAGUGGGUGGACAGUGAACUUGUCUUGGAGUCGGUCUCAAUGGAGAGCAUAGUGAAUGUUAUGACUGUUGCCAUUGCUUGUGUGCAUAAAGAUUCUUCAAAAAGGCCAACCAUGGUGGAUAUAGUCUAUGCCUUGUGUAAGAGUGAUGAUUUGUUUUUUGACAUCUCCGAUGAUGAGCAAGAUGACCAGCGAUGAACUAAGUUUUCUUUUUCUUUUGGCUUUUAUUUCAUUUAGGAAAGACAAAGGUUAUAGUCGAAUUCUUAUUGUGAACGUGAGGGUAAGUGAUAGUUUUACUCUUUAGAGCUAUUGUCUAAGUAAUUAUUAUGUACCUGUAAAUAAUAUUAUGUAUCUGACUUCUUGAGCA
Molecule: messenger RNA, 2098 nt
Organism: Pyrus x bretschneideri (Chinese white pear)
Lineage: Eukaryota; Viridiplantae; Streptophyta; Magnoliopsida; Rosales; Rosaceae
Product: serine/threonine receptor-like kinase NFP
Exons: 2
Coding region: 64-1929 (621 amino acids)
Biological process (GO): protein phosphorylation
Molecular function (GO): ATP binding; protein kinase activity
Source: RefSeq, a predicted model, not a curated record